Messenger RNA from Cannabis sativa, 1506 nucleotides. RefSeq lists its product as uncharacterized. The record is from RefSeq and is a predicted model, not a curated record. Gene Ontology annotation, molecular function: nucleic acid binding. Bases 1 to 1506 code for a protein of 501 amino acids. NCBI's taxonomy places the organism in Eukaryota, Viridiplantae, Streptophyta, Magnoliopsida, Rosales, Cannabaceae. Gene Ontology annotation, biological process: DNA integration. The transcript is spliced from 3 exons.
AUGCAUUUAAUGGUUAUUGCUCUUGUUUCUCUUUCAACUUUAAGCAUUCCAAGAACCUCUACCAUGUUGACAUUGAAUGGAACCAACCACAAACAGUGGGUACAAUCUCUCAUGUUGAAUUUGACUCUAAUGAGAGUGGAUUUGGCCUUGAGAAUGGAUACACCGCCUAAACCUGCUGAUGAUGCCACUGAAAAGGAUAAGAAAUCCUAUGAGGAUUGGGAGCAUUCCAAUCGCUGUUCUUUGAUGCUUGCGAGGUAUCACAUGGAUGAGUCCAUUCGUGAUAGUAUUCCUCAGAUUGAAAAUGCAAAGGAUUUUCUUGCUGCCAUUAAGGAAAAGUACAAAAAGUUCUCAAAGAAUGAGAAAAAUGAGUGCUUGACUUUUUUCCAUCGCACUAAUUAUGCUGAUACGGGUGAUAUUAGAGCCCACAUUGACAAGCUCAUGGGUUGUUACCAAAAGCUCAAGGGCAUGGGAUUGGAUCUUGGUGAGGAUUACAUGGUGUGGUUUAUGAUGGAAACCAUUCCUUCUCAAUUUGAUUCGAUCAGAUUAAGCUACAAUUCUCAAAAGGAGCAAUGGAUCAUUGAGGAGAUGACUGCUAUUCUUGCCAAAGAAGAAGAGGACAUGAAAAAGGGGAGAGCAAAAAGUAUUUCCAUGGUGAUCAAUCCAAACAAUUCUCACAAGAGAAAGUUCACUCCCAACAACUCUGGUGACCUAAGGUUUCAUAAGAAGAAAGCCACCAAUCCUAAGGAAAAUAGACAAGCAAGCUUUUCUUCAACUGGUCACAAGAAUGAGUUUUUCAAAGGGAAGUGCGACUUUUGUCAAUGCUUCGGGCAUAAGAAAGUUGAUUGUCGAAAGCUCAAAGCUCACUUAGAGAAGAAAGGCAGUGACAUGUCAAAGAAGGUCGAAUCUGGAAUACUGACUUUGUAUCGUGACUCUAUGUUGGUUGGAAAUGGAACUUUGUGUGGAAACUUAUAUAAGAUUGAUUUACUUGAUGUUGUUCCUAUUACUUCUCCCUCUUGUCCUUCUUCUUCUUCUCUUAAUAUUGUUGUUGGUUCUAAACGUGUAAGAUCAGAUUUGAAAUCUUCCAUGUUUUGGCACAAACGUUUAGGCCAUAUUUCUAGAGAUAGAAUGGAGAGAUUGGUGAAAGAUGGUCUACUUCAGGAUCUCGAUUUCUCCGAUUUAACUGCCGGUGUUGAUUGUAUAAAAGAAAAGUUGACUGCCAAGGUUAGAAAGAGUAAGUCAGACAGAUCCGUAGAUGUGUUAGAGCUUAUUCAUACUGAUAUUUGUGGGUCUUUUGUUCCACCUGCUAUGGGUGGUUAUAAAUACUUUAUCACCUUCAUUGAUGAUUUUUCCCGAUAUGGCCAUGUUGAGCUCAUUCGUGAAAAAUCUGAAUCUUUAGAUGCCUUUAAGAUUUUCAAGACAAAUGUUGAGCUUCAAAAGGGAAAGAAGAUUAAAGCUGUCGAUUCCGAUAGAGGUGGAGAAUAUUAUGGGCGUUAUGAUGAAACUUGA